Molecule: messenger RNA, 1035 nt
Organism: Puccinia triticina
Lineage: Eukaryota; Fungi; Basidiomycota; Pucciniomycetes; Pucciniales; Pucciniaceae
Exons: 3
Coding region: 1-1035 (344 amino acids)
Biological process (GO): retrograde vesicle-mediated transport, Golgi to endoplasmic reticulum
Cellular component (GO): endoplasmic reticulum; SNARE complex
Source: RefSeq, a predicted model, not a curated record
AUGGUCUCGAUCAGUAAGACCGAUGAGUUCAAGACAGUGAUCCAAUCCAAGAGGAAAGCAAACGGUCAAACAACUACCCGUCCCGAGCGAACAACCCGCCCACUUAAUUCAAACUCCGAUACUUGGACCAAAGAAGCUCAGCUGGUUACCAACAAUAUUCAAGAGUUAAUUGAUUUUUUGAGUAGCAUAAGACGUGCGUAUCUGGAUCCGAGUCCAUCGGGCACCAGUGGACAGUUCCAAUCAACAAAUUCGAACGAACGAACAGUCGAUCUUUCGAAAGGCUUCCAAGGAUUCUCGAACGUCAGAUGGUUCAGCGAAAAUGAGAAAGACCAGAUCGAUACCUUGGUCGCUGUUGGACUGAAGAAAUCCGUCCAAGGCGUUAGAGCAAUCGAAGCUGCCGAAAAAUCUCGAAAAGCUCAACAAGACAACGAACAAUCCAAUGCUCUGAGUCGCUUUUUGGGGAUCUCUCUCAGCUCACAAUCGAUAGCCAAGGAACAAUUCAACGGUCAUCGAGCAUCAAUCCUAUGGUUUUUGAACCAACGAUUGACCGAUCUUGGCAAAAUGAUCAAAGACCAACAAGAAACUCGAGCUAAGAAGAAAAUGGAAAAAGUGAUGAAGAGCGGCUUGGCACCAGCUAUCUAUGUGCCGAAGUUUGAUCAGCUACUCGACCAAGAAUCGGUGGAUGAGCCAGGGAUUGAGAACGUACUAACGAGUGCACAGAUCCAGCAGUUUGAAAAAGAAUCGUCUGAGGUCUUGAAGGCGACCGAAAACACCUUAAAGUCGAUUAAACAAACCGAAUCAUCGUUAUUGGAGAUCUCCAAUUUGCAGACCGAAUUGGUCUAUCAUCUCACUCAACAGAACGAAAUGAUCGAUCAACUAUGGGAUGACUCAAUCAUCUCCACUGGCAAAAUCAAACAAGGCAACCAGCAACUCUUAAGUGCAAGUGAAUCUAAUAAAGAGAGUCGGAUGUGGCUACUAGUCUUCUUAUUGGGUUCUAGCUUUGCGUUGCUUUUUGUGGAUUACAUGGCUUCUUAA